Messenger RNA from Urocitellus parryii (Arctic ground squirrel), 1763 nucleotides. RefSeq names its product cytochrome P450 2C9-like. Gene Ontology annotation, biological process: xenobiotic metabolic process. Gene Ontology annotation, molecular function: oxidoreductase activity, acting on paired donors, with incorporation or reduction of molecular oxygen, reduced flavin or flavoprotein as one donor, and incorporation of one atom of oxygen; heme binding; iron ion binding. The record is from RefSeq and is a predicted model, not a curated record. NCBI's taxonomy places the organism in Eukaryota, Metazoa, Chordata, Mammalia, Rodentia, Sciuridae. Gene Ontology annotation, cellular component: intracellular membrane-bounded organelle; cytoplasm.
ACUUCCAUGGAUCCCAUUGUGGUCCUGGUGCUCCUUCUCUCCUGUCUGCUUCUCAUUUCACUCUGGAGACCCACAUCUGGGAGAAGGAAGCUCCCUCCUGGUCCCACUCCUCUACCAAUUAUUGGGAAUGCCCUACAGAUAGAUUUUAAGGAUGUGAACAAAUCCUUAGCAGAGUUCUCAAAAGUCUAUGGGCCUGUGUUCACUCUGUAUUUCGGCAUGAAGCCCACUGUGGUGUUGCAUGGAUAUGAAGCUGUGAAGGAAGCCCUGGUUGAUAAUGGGGAGGAAUUUGCUGGAAGAGACUCUAUCCCAAUUUUUGAAAGAUGUAAUAAAGGCCUUGGAAUAGCUUUCAACAAUGGAAAAACAUGGAAAGAAAUAAGGCACUUCUCCCUCAUGAGCCUGAGGUAUUUGGGCAUGGGGAAGAGGAGCAUUGAGGACAGAAUUCAAGAGGAAGCCCGCUGCCUUGUGGAAGAGUUGAAAAAAAACAAUGGCUCACCCUGUGAUCCCACCUUCAACCUGAGCUCUGCUGUCUGCAAUGUUAUCAACACCAUUAUUUUUCAUAAUCGUUAUGACUAUAAUGAUCCAUGUUUUCUCGACUUGUCGCAAAGGCUAAAUGAAAUUUUCAGGAUUCUAAGCUCCCAGUGGAUUCAGAUCUACAAUACUUUUCCGGCUCUCAUCGAUUAUCUUCCAGGGAGUCACAACAUUCUUUUUAAAAAUGUAAAAUAUAUGCAAAAUUAUCUUUUGGAGAAAGUAAAAGAACAUGAAGAAUCACUUGAUGUUAACAAUCCUCGAGACUUCAUUGAUUAUUUCCUGAUAAAAAUGGAGAAGGAAAAGGACAAUCAAGAGUUGGCGUUUACUUAUGAAAACUUGGUCAUCACUGCAUUUGAUUUGUGGAUUGCUAGUUCAGAGACAACAAGCGUAACACUGAAAUAUGCUCUCCUGCUCCUGCUGAAGUACCCACAGGUCACAGCUAAACUCCAGGAAGAAAUCCAGCGUGUGAUUGGCAAACACAACAGUCCCUGCAUGCAGGACAAGAGCCACAUGCCCUACACAAACGCUGUGUUACAUGAGAUCCAGAGAUACAUUAAUCUCAGUCCCAUUGGUAUACCCCAUUCAGUGACCUGUGAUGUUAAAUUCAGAAAYUACCUCAUUCCCAAGGGCACAGCCAUAUGGAUAUCACUGACAUCAGUGCUCUAUGACAACAAAGAAUUCCCUCACCCAGAGAUGUUCGACCCUCACCAUUUUCUGGAUGAGCAUGGCAAAUUUAAGAAAAGUGACUACUUCAUACCUUUCUCAUCAGGAAAACGAAAGUGUAUGGGAGAGUCCCUGGCCAACAUGGAGCUGUUCUUAUUCCUGACUACUAUUUUACAGCACUUUCACCUGAAAUCUCUGGUUAACCCAAAAGACCUUGAUGUCACCCCAGUUGCCAAUGGAAUUCAAUAUCUGCCACCCUCAUACCAACUCUGCUUCAUUCCUAUCUGAAGAAGAGCAGACUCCAGUUGUAUUCCUAUCUUCAACCACCUCUUUUGGGGCAUGGGGCAUUGUCUAUCCACUCUCUUUCUCCUCUCACAUCUCUCCAGUCCCUCAGGAUUCACAGAUCACACAUUCUCCUUUCUGGAGAGAUUUCCUGGUGACUACAGAAAUAGAUCUGCUCUUCCCUGUGCUACAUAACAGUUGUACUGACCACCCCAAGUGCUAACACUGAUCCAAUGCUGAGUUAUUAAUAGGCUACCCUUGUAAAAGAGCAAAGUGAUUGGAAUAUGACC